This is a messenger RNA of Boleophthalmus pectinirostris (great blue-spotted mudskipper), 4753 nucleotides long. It is a transcript of the gene cpsf1, whose product is annotated as cleavage and polyadenylation specific factor 1. The transcript has 38 exons. Gene Ontology annotation, cellular component: mRNA cleavage and polyadenylation specificity factor complex; nucleus. Gene Ontology annotation, molecular function: nucleic acid binding; protein binding. NCBI's taxonomy places the organism in Eukaryota, Metazoa, Chordata, Actinopteri, Gobiiformes, Gobiidae. The record is from RefSeq and is a predicted model, not a curated record. The coding region runs from base 173 to 4594 and encodes 1473 amino acids.
ACAAACCAAGAAGAAGCCGAGGCACCGCAGCUAAAGCUAACAGCUAGCUCCAGCAGUUAGCAACAUUUCAAACCAAUGAAAUAUGCAGUCUAAAAACUCAACAUAAGACUUGUCAAUAAAGCUCCGAGGUUGUUUUCGUGUUUGACAUAGGUUCUGAGGAGAUUCCUACAACAUGUAUGCUGUGUACAGACAAGCCCACACCCCCACUGCAGUGGAGUUCUCUGUCUACUGCAACUUCAUCUCCAGUACGGAAAAGAACCUGGUCGUUGGAGGAACAUCCCAGCUCUUUGUCUACAGAAUUAUCCAUGAUGUCGAGAGUUCAUCAAGAUCAGACAAACCUUCAGAUAGCAAACCUCGCAAAGAGAAGCUGGAGCAAGUGGCCUCCUUCUCUCUUUUUGGUAAUAUAAUGUCAAUGGAAAGUGUGCAACUAGUUGGAUCAACCAGAGAUGCACUUUUGUUAAGCUUUAAAGAUGCUAAGUUGUCAGUUGUGGAGUACGAUCCUGGGACACAUGACCUAAAAACAUUAUCUCUUCAUUACUUCGAAGAACCAGAGCUUAGGGAUGGUUUUGUCCAAAAUGUGCACAUACCCAUUGUCCGGGUAGACCCAGAGAACCGCUGUGCUGUAUCUUUAAUAUAUGGCACAAGACUUGUGGUGUUACCUUUCAGAAAAGACACGCUUGCUGAUGAGCAGGAGAGCGGAGUUGGGGAAGGCCCCAAAUCCAGUUUUCUUCCCAGUUACAUCAUUGACGUACGCGAGCUGGAUGAAAAGCUGUUGAACAUCAUCGACAUGAAAUUUCUCCAUGGAUAUUAUGAACCCACAUUACUCAUUCUGUUUGAACCCAAUCAAACAUGGCCAGGGCGUGUGGCAGUGAGGCAGGACACAUGCAGCAUUGUUGCCAUCUCCCUCAACAUAAUGCAGAAGGUCCAUCCCGUCAUCUGGUCUUUAAGUAAUUUGCCUUUUGACUGCACACAGGUCAUGGCUGUUCCUAAACCUAUUGGUGGUGUGGUGGUCUUUGCUGUCAAUUCCUUGCUGUACUUAAAUCAGAGUGUUCCUCCAUAUGGUGUUUCUCUGAACUCACAGACAAAUGGCACCACCGCCUUCCCUCUGCGCAUUCAAGAAGAGGUGAAAAUAACAUUGGACUGCUCCCAGGCUGACUUUAUCGCUAAUGACAAAAUGGUGAUCUCUUUAAAAGGAGGAGAAAUCUACGUGUUAACCCUAAUAACAGAUGGCAUGAGGAGUGUGCGGGCGUUUCAUUUUGACAAAGCUGCUGCCAGUGUCUUGACAACAUGUAUGGUGACUAUGGAGCCUGGCUAUCUCUUCCUGGGGUCUCGGCUUGGGAACUCACUGCUUUUAAAAUACACAGAGAAACUGCAAGAAACUAGGUUAGAAGAAGCAAAAGAGGCACAAGAUGAAGACAAGGAAAAAGAUAAACAAGAGGAACCGCCAAGUAAAAAGAAGCGUGUUGAGUCUUCUGCGAACUGGACUGAUGAAGUAGACGAAAUAGAAGUAUAUGGAAGUGAAGCUCAGUCAGGAACUCAAUUGGCCACCUACUCCUUUGAGGUGUGUGACAGUAUACUAAACAUUGGACCGUGUGGUAAUGCUUCCAUGGGAGAACCUGCCUUUUUGUCUGAAGAGUUUCAAAGCAACCCCGAGCCUGAUCUGGAAGUUGUCGUCUGCUCUGGAUAUGGUAAAAAUGGUGCAUUGUCCGUUCUCCAGAGAAGUAUACGUCCACAAGUAGUCACCACUUUUGAGCUGCCAGGCUGCCAUGACAUGUGGACCGUCAUUGCAAGUGAAGAGAAAAAAACUACAAAGCCUGAUGAUUCAGAGGAAAGUAUAGAGGCUGAGACUGGCGAGGAGACAGAGGAGGGAGAAAAGAAGGAGAAAGAAGAGAAGGACAAAGAGGAGAAGAAAGAGAGCGAGGAGAAGUCUGAGCCCCCCCUAGAGGACGAUUUAAAGAAGCACGGCUUUCUCAUCCUCAGCCGAGAGGAUUCCACUAUGAUUCUACAAACUGGCCAGGAGAUUAUGGAGUUGGACACCAGCGGUUUUGCCACUCAGGGACCUACUGUUUUUGCUGGGAACAUUGGUGAAAAUAAAUACAUCAUUCAAGUUUCACCCAUGGGCAUCAGGCUGCUGGAAGGAGUGUCCCAGCUACACUUUGUCCCUGUGGACUUGGGCUCUCCCAUAGUGCACUGCUCUGUGGCGGAUCCCUAUGUGGUGAUUAUGACUGCAGAAGGAGUGGUCACCAUGUUUGUGCUCAGGACAGACUCGUACAUGGGCAAAACUCACCGCUUGUCUCUACAGAAGCCCCCCAUCCAAACUCAACCUCGUGUGAUAGCUCUUUGUGCAUAUCGAGAUGUGAGUGGCAUGUUUACCACUGAGACUAAAGUGAGCUGCUCUGUCAAAGAGGACAUCGUUAUGAUCAGGGGCCAAUCUGAAACUGAAACCUUCAUCCACGACAUGAGUAACACAGUGGAUGAUGAGGAGGAAAUGCUGUAUGGAGACACAAGUACGACCACCACACCUGUGAAAGAGGACUCUGGCCGAGCCUCAGGGGGUCCUGGGGCUUCUGGCUCUGAGGAGAGCUCAACCAAAGUGGAACCCACCCACUGGUGCAUGAUCAUCAGAGAAAAUGGAGUUAUGGAGAUGUAUCAGCUUCCAGAUUGGCGUUUGGUGUUUCUGGUGAAAAACUUCCCCGUGGGACAAAGAGUUCUGGUCGACAGUUCCUCUGGACAAUCUGCCGCUCAGGGAGAGGCCAAGAAAGAGGAAGUGACCCGCCAAGGAGACAUCCCAUUAGUUAAAGAAGUCUCUCUAGUUUCUCUUGGAUACAGCCGCACACGGCCAUACCUGCUGGUUCAUGUUGAGCAGGAGCUUCUGAUCUAUGAAGCCUUCCCAUACGACCAGCAGCAGCCACAGAACAACCUCAAAGUGCGCUUCAAAAAGGUGCCCCAUAACAUCAAUUUCAGAGAGAAGAAAUCAAAGCUAAGAAGAGACAAAAAGGCAGAGCUGGGUGUACUAGAGGACGGCUCCGCUCCCAAAAGUCGAAUCAGUCGUUUCAGAUAUUUUGAGGACAUCUCAGGAUACUCAGGAGUCUUCAUCUGUGGUCCUUCUCCUCACUGGAUGCUGGUGACCUCGCGUGGAGCCUUGAGGUUACAUCCCAUGACUAUAGAUGGCGCUAUAGAGUCCUUCUCUCCAUUUCACAACAUAAACUGCCCCAAAGGGUUUCUGUAUUUCAACAAACAGGGAGAGCUGAGGAUCAGUGUUUUGCCCACAUAUUUGUCUUACGAUGCCCCAUGGCCAGUGAGGAAAAUCCCCCUGAGAUGCACCGUCCACUAUGUGUCCUACCACGUCGAAUCUAAGGUCUAUGCAGUGUGCACCAGUGUGAAGGAGCUGUGCACCCGCAUCCCAAGAAUGACCGGAGAGGAGAAGGAGUUCGAGACAAUAAAUAGAGAUGAGCGUUACAUCAACCCUCUGCAGGAGAAGUUUUCCAUCCAGCUCAUCUCCCCGGUCAGCUGGGAGACCAUUCCCAACACGAGGAUCGACCUGGAGGAGUGGGAGCAUGUGACGUGCAUGAAGACAGUGGCAUUGAGGAGUCAGGAGACAGUCUCGGGGCUCAAGGGUUACGUUGCAGCCGGGACCUGUCUGAUGCAGGGAGAAGAGGUCACCUGUAGGGGGCGGAUUUUGAUCCUGGACGUGAUCGAGGUGGUCCCAGAGCCGGGUCAGCCCCUCACCAAAAACAAAUUCAAAAUCCUGUACGAGAAGGAGCAAAAGGGACCAGUGACCGCCCUGUGUCAUUGUAACGGAUACCUGGUCUCCGCCAUCGGACAGAAGAUCUUCUUGUGGGUGCUGAAGGACAAUGACCUGACAGGCAUGGCCUUCAUUGACACACAACUCUACAUUCAUCAAAUGCACAGUAUCAAGAACUUCAUCUUAGCCGCAGAUCUGAUGAAGAGCAUCUCUCUGCUGAGAUACCAAGAGGAGAGCAAGACACUGUCGCUUGUCAGCAGGGAUGCCAAACCACUUGAAGUUUAUGGUGUUGAAUUUAUGGUGGACAACAGCCAGCUUGGAUUUUUAGUUUCAGAUCGGGACAAGAACCUCUUCGUUUACAUGUAUUUACCUGAAGCUAAGGAGAGCUUCGGAGGGAUGCGGCUCAUAAGGCGAGCGGACUUCAAUGUUGGAGCCCACAUUAAUGCAUUUUGGAGGAUGCCCUGUAAAGGAGCUAUGGAUGCUGCCAGCAGGAAGGCCCUCACCUGGGACAACAAGCAUAUCACAUGGUUUGCCACACUAGAUGGAGGCGUGGGUUUGCUGCUGCCCAUGCAGGAGAAGACGUACCGUAGAUUACUCAUGUUGCAGAAUGCUCUCAACACCAUGCUGCCCCACCACGCCGGCCUCAACCCCAAAGCCUUCAGAAUGAUGCACUUUGACCGACGAGGGCUACAAAACUCUGCACGCAACAUUCUGGAUGGAGAACUGCUGGCCAAGUACCUGUACCUCAGUACCAUGGAGCGAAGUGAGCUGGCCAAGAAGAUCGGUACCACUCAGGACCUAAUUUUGGACGACCUUCUGGACAUUGACAGAGUUACUGCUCAUUUCUGAGCAUCACAUUCCUGUGGCUUCUUCCACUGGAGGCUCUUUUAUAUUACAGACUUUUGUUAUGGCAUUUUGUGAAUCUUAGUUUCUUACAUGUUUAGACUAAAAGAGGAACAACAUGUUUCUGUAUUUUGUAUAAAACAUCAGUAAAAGAAAUGACUCCAA